AUGAGAGCUGAAGACACAAUGAAGAGCAUUACCACUGAAUACAAGUACGGCGAAGACCUAGACCUUGACAGCUGGACGCCUCCGGAUGCUGAUCUCAUAAAGAAGAUGGUCUCUCAGAUUGAAUACUACUUGUCUGAUGAGAAUUUGGCUAAGGAUGCUUUUCUUUUGAAGCAUGUGAGGAGAAAUAAGAUGGGUUACAUCAAUAUCAAGUUGCUGACAUCUUUUAAAAAGAUUAAACACAUGACCAAAGACUGGCGGGUAACAGCCUACGCCUUGCGCUACUCUUUAAAACUGGAGGUUAAUGAAGAAGGAACCAAAGUGCGCAGACUGAACCCAGUACCUGAGUCAGUCCUCUUUCAUGUAGCAAGCAAACUGCUACUGGUCUGGAACGUGCCAGAUACAAAUCAGACAGAGGACAUGUCACCUCGCAAGAGCACCAUGGAGGCUGCUUUAGCAAUUCUGGAGCCAUUUGGGACCAUCGCUAUGGCUCGGGUCAACCGUCCAGGCAGAGAGCUUCCGCCAGAGCUUCAGAAAUACAGCUACAGAUACCCUGAACUGUUCACUGAGGAAAGUGUGUUGGUCGAAUAUGAGGAUCUGGAAGGAGCUGGACGUGCUUACCACCAACUCUCCCAAUCUGAUGGUAACAUGAGGGUGCUUCUGGUGGGAAAGCCUUCAAAGAAGAAGCCUACCAAGGUGGGGUCAGAGGACAGAAGUAAUGAAAAAUCGAUCUCCAUCUUAAACCGGCGCAUGUCACAGUUGCAGGCUUGUGGUGACGACUCUUCAGCAUGCAGCUCCUCCGAGUCUGAAUUUACCUCCUCGUUGCCGCUCGUCAACGUUCGUCAAUUUUCCUCCGCUCAGGUAUGCAGCCCUUCGAGUAGCCCACGUUCCUGCCCCAGAUUGGCCUGUUCACCCUUACCAGGCCGUCGGAUGUCACCGCUCUUAGCCUCAGAAAUCUGGGGGAGCCCAGACACCAGUCCUGAGCUGCGACGGCGCAACCUCGACCGUUCAUCAGACCGGCCGCAAAGGCGCAAAUUGGCUUCCAAGCCCAAACUAAAGUCAGCUUUAGAGGAGACUAAGCUUAAUAAGAUCGUUCCAAAAGGGACCCUGAAUGGAGAGACGCUGCCGCAGGGAGUGCUGCGUCUACCGUAUGGUCCGGAUGGGAGUAAAGGUUUUCAGGUCAUCAUAGCUAGAAGGCGACUUUGUUGUUCUUUACACAAAUAAAUGACUUAAAUUAGCAGUUUGAUAAAUGUGCUAUGGAUCAUUUUGUCAUGCUGAUUUGCCAGCAUUGUUGUCAUGUGUAGAAGAUGUUAAAUGAAGGUUAUUUAUUUAAUGUAUUUAUUUACUGUAUUUCUCCCAAUUUUCCCAGUCUUCCACUGUGUGUUGUAGAUUAUUGGUGACAUUUCUAUGCCUACAUAAAAAGGGCUAAUUUAAAAAUACAUGUCAUUUUUUUGUUUUAUAGUUAUUAGUCUGUGGUUUCUUUAUCUUGGCUCAUUAGUUCUUGUAAUUAUUUUAUUUAUAUUCACUGCUUUGA
Trichomycterus rosablanca is the source of this 1531-nucleotide messenger RNA. RefSeq names its product la-related protein 6-like. Gene Ontology annotation, biological process: RNA processing. NCBI's taxonomy places the organism in Eukaryota, Metazoa, Chordata, Actinopteri, Siluriformes, Trichomycteridae. The transcript is spliced from 3 exons. Gene Ontology annotation, molecular function: mRNA binding. Gene Ontology annotation, cellular component: nucleus. The coding region runs from base 1 to 1221 and encodes 406 amino acids. The record is from RefSeq and is a predicted model, not a curated record.